UCCCUCUUCCCCAUCUAUAUAUACGUUAGCUUGCCUUCUCUGGUUAUCCAUCAGAAUAAGUUUUACCAUAAAGAAACUCUCUUCUCCUUCACAUUUCUCUGUUUCUCUCUGCAACUCAGCGUAGCAUGCUGCCUUCCGUCAUCCCCAAUUGAGAGUUCCAGAAGAUCAGAAGAAGAAGGAGCUCCAGAAUCAAUAGGUGAGUUGAAUCGGAAUUUGAUCGAGAUGCAGGGAGCACUAUGGGGAUCAGUUUUCAUCUUUUUCCUCACGAUUGGUGCAGUGCAGUCGCAGCAAACUGUGAAUCCCCUCGGAUCACAAUCCACGCCGCCUGUUCAAUCGCCGCCACCACCGCCAUUGUCUCCUACUCCUCCUUCCCCGCCUAAAUCGCCCACCCCACCUCCACCCCCUUCCCCUACCUCCCAUCCCACUCUCCAUCGCCCCGUUGGGCCUCGAGAGCCAUAUCACCAAAACAACCCGCCUCCACCCCCUUCCCCUACCUCCCAUCCCACUCCCCAUCGCCCCGUUGGGCCUCGAGAGCCCUAUCACCAAAGCAAUCCACCUCCACCCCCUUCCCCUAGCUCCCAUCCCACUCCUCAUCGCCCCGUUGGGCCCCGAGAGCCCUAUCACCAAAGCAACCCACCUCCAUCCCCUUCCCCUACCUCCCAUCCCACUCCGCAUCGCCCCGUUGGGCCCCGAGAGCCCUAUCACCCAAGCAACCCACCCCCACCUCCUUCCCCUACCUACCAUCCCACUCCGCAUCGCCCCGUUGGGCCCCGAGAGCCCUAUCACCCAAGCAACCCACCCCCACCCCCUUCCCCUACCUACCAUCCCACUCUGCAUCGCCCCGUUGGGCCCCGAGAGCCCUAUCACCCAAGCAACCCACCUCCACCCCCUUCCCCUACCUACCAUCCCACUCCGCAUCGCCCCGUUGGGCCCCGAGAGCCCUAUCACCCAAGCAACCCACCUCCACCCCCUUCCCCUACCUACCAUCCCACUCCGCAUCGCCCCGUUGGGCCCCGAGAGCCAUAUCACCGAAGCAACCCACCUCCACCCCCUUCCCCUACCUCCCAUCUCACUCCCCAUCGUCCCGUUGGGCCUCGAGAGCCCUAUCACCAAAGCAAUCCACCUCCACCAGGGGUGUCUGGCACAAGGAUUUUAGUUGGAAAAGAUUUUUAAUGUUAUAAGGAAAUAUCUGUGAAGUUUCUAGUGUAUGGCUCAGCUCCUCAUUGUUUGUAUGGACAAUCUACAUUCUCAGGGUUUUAAAACCAUUGCUGAUGGGAUAGAAAAAAUUUAAUUCAUCAAGUGUUUUUUUUGUUGAUUGUAA
Molecule: messenger RNA, 1321 nt
Organism: Ipomoea nil (Japanese morning glory)
Lineage: Eukaryota; Viridiplantae; Streptophyta; Magnoliopsida; Solanales; Convolvulaceae
Product: leucine-rich repeat extensin-like protein 1
Exons: 2
Coding region: 223-1173 (316 amino acids)
Source: RefSeq, a predicted model, not a curated record